AUGGCAUCACCAACCUCCGCGGCCAACGAGGCUUCGGGCGACAGCGAGCCUGCAUCCAACGCUCCAGUCAAUGCAGCACGUUCGUCUCCUGACUCUGCGGUACGCGGUCUCGUUGAUUCGGCGCCGUCGCCAUCGCCGCUUAUGUUUGGUAUUGCUGACACGCCUCACCAACAGCAACUCCCAGCGGACACACAAAAUGCCUGCUAUGGCGAGGACUCCACUAGCGACAAUAGCAUUGCCAACGACACGGCCUCCAGCUUUGGGCGGGUCGGCGCCUUGAGCGCCUUCGCGAUACACCCCCGCUGCAGGCGCAACUAA
Molecule: messenger RNA, 318 nt
Organism: Trematosphaeria pertusa
Lineage: Eukaryota; Fungi; Ascomycota; Dothideomycetes; Pleosporales; Trematosphaeriaceae
Exons: 1
Coding region: 1-318 (105 amino acids)
Source: RefSeq, a predicted model, not a curated record